AUUCAACAGCGGCCACAUCUACACUUACAUUGGUCCAAUUUUAGUGGCCGUCAACCCGUUCAGCUUUUUCCCGAUUUACAACCCGAAAUACGCGAGGUUGUACUGUUCAUCGGCACUCGGAUCACUGCCUCCUCAUAUCUUUGCCAUUGCGGAUGUCACAUACCAUAAUAUGCUGCGAAUCAAAGAAAAUCAAUGCGUCGUCAUUUCCGGAGAAAGUGGAUCAGGAAAAACGGAAUCGACGAAUUUUUUGCUCCAUCAUCUCACCACGCUCUCCCAAAAAGGAUCAACGGGGUGUUCGGUGGAGCAGACGUUACUAUCGGCUGGGCCUGUACUUGAGGCUUUCGGCAACGCUGUGACGGCGCAGAACAACAACAGCUCGCGGUUCGGCAAGUUCAUCAAGGUCAAUUAUCGAGAGAAUGGCAUGGUUUCUGGUGCCAACGUGGAAAUCUACCUGCUCGAAAAGUCGCGCAUUAUCUCCCAGGCCGUAGGCGAGAGGAACUACCACGUGUUCUACUAUCUAUUGGAGGGUGCAACUGAAGAGGAAAGGAAGGAAUUCUUCCUUAUGAAGCCGGAUGACUAUAAUUAUUUGAACCAGAACGCCUACGAGCCGACGGAGGGUGUGAAUGAGAAAUAUGAAUGGGGCAGGUUGAAACAGGCGAUGCUGGCCGUUGGCUUCCCACCCACUACGCAACACACUCUACAAGCCAUUAUAUCGGCUGUACUGUUGCUGGGAAAUAUUAAAUAUAUUAAGCGCCAAGGCUACCACAGCGACGAGGCGGCCUACAUCGAAAAUGAGGAGGUGGUGGGGUUGGUGGCGAAGCUGUUGAAUAUCAGGGCCGAUCAUCUCUCCCAGGCCCUUACUAUGAAGCGCACGAUCACGAAGAAUGAUACCGUAAUCUCGAGGUAUAGCGUAUCGGAGGCGACAAAUACGCGAGAUGCCAUGGCCAAAUGCCUAUACAAUGCCCUUUUCCACUGGAUCGUCCUCCGCAUCAAUCAACAACUUCUCAGGGCCCAGUCACCAACGAAUGGAUAUUACAUCGGAAUCCUGGACAUUUUUGGAUUUGAAGACGUUGGAGGGCAAAAGAAUUCCUACGAGCAACUUUGUAUUAAUUAUGCAAAUGAGCAUUUGCAGGCCUACUUUAAUCAGCAUAUCUUCCAAUUUGAGCAGGAAGAAUACCUAAAAGAAGGCAUCAGCUGGACGAAUAUUGAAUAUACCGACAACACGGAAUGCCUCCAUUUAUUCCAGGCAAAACCGUACGGUAUUUUGCGACUAAUCGAUGAGGAAUCCAAUAUUCACAACGGCACGGACCAAUCCAUGCUUGACAAGCUGAAUCAAUUCUUGAAGAACAACGAAUUCUACGAGAUGCCCCAAAAACGUGAGAAGGCCUUCAUCGUGGCUCACUAUGCCGGCAAAGUCAAGUACCAGAUUACGGGAUUCCGGGAAAAGAACAAAGAUCUGAUGCGCCACGACGUGCUGGUGACGCUGAAAAAUUCGAAAUAUGGCGUCGUCCGCGAGUUGGUCGGUUCUGAUCCGGUGGCUGUCUAUAGAUGGACCCUCGUCCGAUCCGUUUUCCGUGCUCUUCAAGCCUUCAAACAAGCUGCCCGUACGAUCCAGAGAAGCGAAAGCGCCGGUCAUCUAGGAGUUCAGGACGAGGGAGUGGCUAGAGGGAGGAGGAGCAGCGAUUCACAAUUGUCCGCAUUUUUGCGUGGAGAGUUACGACUGUCAAUCCCCGACUUCUGCGAUACAUCCGUAUUCGGGACGAUCACGUCGCAAGCUAGAAGGAGUAUGCUUCGGCCGCAAAAGGAAAGACUGUCUACGCUUAAAAGUCUACAGAUUCUACGCGACGCUAUGGGCCGAAAGCGUGGCGUCACCUCUCAAAAACCGACCUCCGUUUCGCGUCAAUUUGAAUACAGCUUGAUCCGUCUAAUGUCAACCCUCAGCUCGGCCACCCCAUAUUUCAUCCGAUGUAUUAAGAGCAACAACGAAAAGAUAGCCAACCACUUUGAUGAGGAUAUUAUCUUGCGACAACUGAGAUAUACGGGAAUGUUGGAGACGGUCAGGAUCAGAAGGGCCGGAUAUAGCGUCAGGAUUGAGUACGAGGCAUUCAUCAACCAAUAUCGUAUCCUAUUACCUGGAGGCUUAGAUAGUCGUGUCGAAGAUGUUCAGACAUUCAUCAGAAAUCAUCCACAAAUUCAAGAAGAGAAUGUGCAGUAUGGAUUGACAAAGGUAUUCAUGCGAGAUGCGGAAAAAUUGAUUUUGGACGAAUUUCUGCAUCGAACGAUUAUGCAUCAUAUUGUCACGCUGCAACGUUGGUUCCGUACGGUCCUCGCUCGCAAGAAGUAUCUUCGUCUUCGUGCUGGUGUAGUUCGUAUUCAAGCAAUGUUCCGUGGGAUGCAACUAAGAAAUAAGCUACGACAGCAGAGCUAUGCUGCCAUGGUGAUACAGACCAAUUGGAGACGGUAUCGCGAUGAGAUGCGCUACAAACAGCUCCGAGCGACGAUCAUCGCACUGCAAGCGGCAUAUAGAGGAGCGGAGACAAGAAAGAGAAUCGGCGAUAUCCCCCGAAAAGGCUUCAACCGUUUCCACAUCACGAAAAUCCACACUUUCCAACUGCCCAAAUUCGACUUGACCAACCCGGCUUCAUUGGCUGAGUUUGCAACGUCUUCUGAUGAAUGCUCAUCGGAAGACGAAUCGGAUGACGGUCUCGAUUUGACACCGUCGGAGGGAGAUGUUUUUGGCACUUUUCCGUACGUUUAUUCAUGGGACGAUAACGUGGAUCUGGACGUGGAGUUCACGUUGGAAGACACGAAGUUGAAAUUGAUAGAG
Messenger RNA from Mesorhabditis spiculigera, 2827 nucleotides. The record is from the annotation of a GenBank genome assembly. Lineage: Eukaryota; Metazoa; Nematoda; Chromadorea; Rhabditida; Rhabditidae.